Messenger RNA from Dalotia coriaria, 3377 nucleotides. RefSeq names its product transportin 3 (gene Tnpo-SR). Gene Ontology annotation, biological process: protein import into nucleus. Gene Ontology annotation, cellular component: cytoplasm. Lineage: Eukaryota; Metazoa; Arthropoda; Insecta; Coleoptera; Staphylinidae. Bases 314 to 3127 code for a protein of 937 amino acids. The record is from RefSeq and is a predicted model, not a curated record. The transcript has 7 exons. Gene Ontology annotation, molecular function: small GTPase binding.
ACUGGAUGGUUGGAUGCACAGAUAGAGGAUAGCACGAUAGCAGCGGGUAGAGCUGCCUGAUUGUUGGAAGGCAAUGUUGCCAAUCUACAAGAAUUUGCUACCCCAGCGCCAUUUAUGCCUCUGGUGUGAUAAACGCGAACGAACCGUUGACACAAACACAGCGCAAUGCAAGCCGAGUGUAAUAAAUGUAAACUCGCUAAUCGGCGCUCUAGCGAAAAACGAUUCUCUCGAUUCGGCACUGAGGUUUAAUUCGUUUAAUUAAUCCCUAGCCGAUUGUUCACAUGUGCGCGGUGAGGUGAAACAGGCGCAAGAAAUGGAACAGAAGCCGAGCCUCGAGAUGGUCUAUAUGGCCAUCUCGACGCUGUACAGCAACCCGGUCGCCAGCGAAAAGGAGCGGGCGUCGCAGUGGUUAGGAGACUUUCAAAAAUCCGUCCAUGCGUGGACAAUAGCGGACGAAAUUCUGCAUCACAAGCGCGAUUUGGAGUCAUGUUACUUUGCGGCGCAAACAAUGCGCUCAAAAAUUCAUCAGUCUUUUCACGAGUUACCAUUGGAGGCACACGCCAGUUUGAGGGAUAGUUUGCUGGAGCACAUCAGUCAGAUCACUGAGGGGACAAACUCAGUGAUUGUGACACAAUUGUGUCUGGCUUUGAGUGAUUUGAUACUGCAAAUGCCAACUUGGCAGCGAGCACCUUUGGAUUUGGUUUCUAGUUUGUCACAGUCACAUUUGUGGCCUUUACUGGAAGUCUUGAUAGUUUUACCUGAAGAAUUGGAGAGUAGAUCAGUUAGGUUAGGUGAAAAUCGAAGACAAGAUGUAAUAGAAGAACUGAAACAAUGCGCGCCGACGGUCAACGAAUUCCUCAAACACUGCUGUAACCAAUACAACAGCAGUUUGCAUGAUAACAUUCAGAUCAACGUGAAAAUCCAGCGCUGUUUCACCUCGUGGGUCUCACUCGGCGCGAUAACACUUGACGAUGUCGUGGAUAAUGUUGUGAUUAACCGUAGUCUUCAAAUUUUAAGUUACAAGCAAGAAACUGAGGCGAUUCCGCCCAUAGCGGGCGUUUUACAUGACGCAGCCACCGAUUGCAUAUGUACUCUGCUGCAAUCUCUCGAGGAUAACAACAAUCAACAGAAUCUGGAGAGUUUUCUCUUUUCUAAUGUCAUGACACUCGAAGUUCCCUACCAUCUAAGCGUGGCGAAUGAAGACCAAGAGAAGUCGAUGAAUUAUUGUCGUAUUUUUACGGAACUUGGCGAAACUUUCCUGGAGAAGAUUCUCAUGCAGACCAACGAGGCCUACAAGCACUACGCGAUUAAAGUUUUAGACAUGGUGCUCAUUUGUGUCGGGCAUCAUGAUUUCGAAGUCGCUGAAAUCACGUUCAAUUUGUGGUAUUUGUUAAGCGAAGAACUCUACCAGAAGAAUAACAAAACAUUAACGGAGUUGUUUAGAUCUUAUGUCGAGCGGUUGGUUACAGCAUUAUGUCGACAUUGUCAAAUGGAACCAGAUCAGGAAGGUUUGCUGGAAGACGGCGAUGAUUUUAAAGACUUUCGAUUGAAAGUCUCCGAUCUUGUCAAAGAUGUUGUUUUUAUCAUUGGCAGCAGUAGUUGUUUUCGACAUAUGUUUAUGACACUUCAAAGGCCCGAGGUUACUUGGGAUGUAUCCGAAUCAGCAUUGUUUAUUAUGCAAGCGGUUGCUAAGAAUGUGCUACCAACUGAAAAUGAAGUUGUGCCCAAAGUUGUCGAAGCCAUUUUGGUAACGCCUGAAAACACGCAUAUUGCUGUACGAUACACAUCGGUGAUGUUAUUGGGCGAAUUAUGCGAAUGGAUUGAGAAACAUCCGGAGAUGUUGGAUCCUGUAUUGAAUUUCGUGGUUUGUUGUUUGCCGCAAGCUGGGGUUGGUGGUGCGGCAGCCACGGCGUUACAGAGUAUUUGCGCAAAGUGUAAUGAGCACAUGCCGCGACAUGUUCCUGUGCUUUUGCAACUGCUACGGCAGGUGGACACGUUUGCAAUCACGAAUAAUGCUGUCAUGGGACUUUUAAAGGGAGUUGCUCAUAUUUUAAGUAAAAUGGACAGUGAAAACAUUGUAAACUCUUUGAGAGAGUUGUGUUUGAUGCAAAUCAAUCCACUGAUGAGUUUAGCUGAGCAACAGAAUGUUCCUGCCGUGAGGGGAACAAAAACCGAUCCAGUUUUAUGGCUCGAUAGGUUAUCAUCGAUUUUUCGAAGUUUGGUUGUUCCCGCUCAAGAAAACACGAUAAAUCCGUGUAAACCAGUAGUGCUCGAAGUAUGGCCGGUAUUAUCCAUGGUAAUGGACAAAUACCAAAGCGACGUGCGAAUCAUGGAACGCGCCUGUCGUGCGGUGCGUUUCAUGCUGCGCUGCGUCAGUCAACAAGUGAAAGAAAUGCUUGAAUCGCUAGUGUUGCAAAUCGUGACAAUUUACACAUCGCAUCCGCACUCGUGCUUUUUAUACUUGGGCAGUAUUCUCGUCGACGAAUACGGCACAGAUCCAACUUGUAUCUCUGGUCUGCUUGAGAUGCUUCAAGCUCUGAUUAAUCCAACAUUUCAAUUGCUACAAGCCGAAAAUGGUUUGCGACAUCAUCCGGAUACAGUCGAUGAUUUCUUCCGACUUUGCGCGAGAUACAUCCAACGUGCACCGAUUCCUUUCCUGCGCAGUCCGGGCAUUCCACCGAUUUUAGAAUGCGGAUUGUUGGCGUGUUCGCUCGACCACAAAGAAGCGAACACAUCAGUAAUGAAAUUCUUUAGUGAUUUGAUUAAUACAGGCCGAAACAAUCGAAGCAGUUCGGAUUAUACGGAGCGAAAAGAAUUGGUCGGCAGUAUUUUACAGAGAUACGGCGCGCAAUUGGUGCACAAUUUGAUUCACGCAUGCGUGUUCUACCUGCACUCGUACAUGUUCAGCGAGGUGGGCGAUGUGAUCGUGGAGAUGCUCAAUGGCGACCGGGAUGCCGUCUCUGGAUGGCUUGCGGAGGCUGUUAAAAGUCUGCCGAAGCAGGUCAGUAAUGGGGUUAUCAAUGUAACGGAGCAACAGAUGAAUGGAUUUCAUGCCACUGUUUACAAAUCGACCUCUUCCAAAUCGGUGACAUACGCCCUCAAAGAUUUAGCGGCACUUUACCGCUAGAAGAGAAAAAAAUUAGGACAAACGAAUGAUGACGACCGCUGGACGCGGAGGCAAAUCGACAGGACAAUGUAAAUAUUACAAUUUUAUAUAUUACUUUUUUUCUAUUGUGGUCAAACGCAGGAUGAUCAUCAUCGAUCGCAUUUGUUGCCAUUGACGUAUAUGUGUUUUGCGCAGACAACGCACCCACACAUUGUUAGAAAAAAGUUAAGAAAAUAACUUGUUUAAUAAACAUAAAGAGAUGUGACGAUAA